AUCACAGAGGAAGAUUAGAGCUCUAGAACAUGGUUCUUGACAGCAUUCUAGCUUCUCCUCGCAGGAGGACCCCAACAUUUAGGAAGCAUUUUCCUGCAAAUGAGUUGGGUAGUUGGUCAACUCUCUUCAAUCGUCAUCGCUACCUCUUAACCGCACUGGCACUCUUGACUUGCCUUUGCACAAUCUACCUUUAUUUUGCAAUCACAUUAGGGGCUACUGCAUCGUCUUGUGCGGGUUUGACUGGAGCUCAAAAAGAAUUGUGUCAUCUGGAGCAUGCCAAGGCUUCUCUGGCUAAAGGCAAAUUGAAAUUUCUAUGAUACGUAGGGACCUUGAGGUACAAAGCUUCUCAUUUAUUGGUUCUUCUCUUUGGUGGGAUCUGUAUUUAUAAGAAAUGAAGAUCAUUGUAGGUCAAAAGUUCAUUCAUCCAUUUUGAUUCAUACAUGUAACUGAUAAAAAUGUAGCAGAAUGUCAUUAACAUUGCUUCCUUGCAUUAAUUAGUUCCUUUUUCCUUGCUUGUUUCUAUGUUAUGAUGGGUUUAUAUGAAAACUUCAAGCAGAAUAAAUGUUCAUAUUGCUGUUGUGACAUUAA
Messenger RNA from Cucurbita pepo subsp. pepo (vegetable marrow), 588 nucleotides. RefSeq lists its product as uncharacterized. The record is from RefSeq and is a predicted model, not a curated record. NCBI's taxonomy places the organism in Eukaryota, Viridiplantae, Streptophyta, Magnoliopsida, Cucurbitales, Cucurbitaceae.